UCUUAGUAUUUCCUACCUACGAUUUCAUGUAUGAGAUAUGUGUGAGAUAUGAGAUAAUAGUUGGUUUUGAUUUAUGAUUGAUGUGUACUUCUAAACUACCAAUUAGAUGUUUUUCAAAGUUUAAUUAUUUACUCGUUAGCAUUGAACGCAACCAUUAAUUUAUCAACAAUAAUUUUUAAGUAAUUAUUAAAAAUUAUGGCAGCCGGUCCGAUUGCGGAACGUAACCAAGAUGCAACAAUAUAUGUUGGAGGUUUGGAUGACAAAGUUACAGAAUCUCUUAUGUGGGAAUUAUUUGUUCAGUCGGGUCCUGUUGUUAAUGUACACAUGCCAAAAGACAGAGUAACCCAAAUGCAUCAAGGAUAUGGUUUUGUUGAAUUUAUGGGAGAAGAAGAUGCGGAUUAUGCUAUUAAAAUUAUGAAUAUGAUCAAACUUUAUGGCAAACCUAUUCGUGUAAACAAAGCCAGUGCACACCAAAAAAAUUUGGAUGUUGGGGCAAACAUAUUUAUAGGGAAUCUUGAUCCAGAAGUAGAUGAAAAAUUAUUGUACGAUACGUUUAGUGCAUUUGGCGUAAUUUUACAAACACCAAAAAUAAUGAGGGAUCCUGAGACAGGUAAUUCGAAAGGCUUUGCCUUCAUUAAUUUUGCUUCUUUUGAUGCCUCAGAUGCUAGCAUCGAGGCGAUGAAUGGUCAAUAUCUGUGCAAUCGACCGAUAUCUGUGUCUUAUGCAUUUAAACGUGAUGCUAAGGGUGAAAGACAUGGCAGUGCCGCCGAAAGACUCUUAGCUGCGCAAAACCCCCUGAGUCAAGCGGACAGGCCACAUCAAUUGUUUGCGGACGCACCACCUCUGGCGCCGCCACCAAUGCCGAAUUCGAAUGCGAACACACACCAACCGAGCCAUCAUCCUCAGCAUCAUGUAAUGCAUCACGGAAUGGUCGUGCCACCACCGCCGCCGCCAUCUACUCCUGGGCCACCAAUGGGUCAUCCACCUCCACCGCCCGUCCCACCGCCACCGUCCGGUGGAUUUCCACCGGCACCGAACAUUCCUCCGCCUCCUCUACCCCCAAUGUCUAUGGCGGCACAUCCUCCUCUACCACCUGGCAUGCCACCGCCGUUGCCGCCUAUGCCCGUACCGACUUCUCAGGCACAGUCUGCUACCUCCAGGAUGAUGGCACCACCGCCGCCACAUUGGGCCGUGGGAGCACCGCCACAAGGACAAUUUCCACCGCCUCCGCCGCCAUCCUCCAGCGGCGGUCCUCCGCAAUUCCCUGGGCAAUAUCAGCCUUCGCUACCGAGACCACCUCCACCUGCUUGGAGGCAUCCGCCACCGCCUCCUGUUUCGCAGGGUGGUCCACCACCGCCACCGCCACCUCAAUUUCGACCACCCUUCCCGCCAAGAGGACCACCGCCGCCGCCUCCACCACAUGAUGGCAACCAGUAUUAAUUAUAUUUAUCACUCACAUUUAUAUAUUGUGUAGGCAAUAAUACUGAUAAACAACGAUAUAAUUUUGUUUUAUAAUUAUCGACAAAUAUAUUAUCGAUUGAGAGUUCUAUGAUACAUUAAUAAGAAAAUGUGUAUUUUACAAAAUUUCUUCUCAAAAUUAUUCUUAAAUAAACUUUGUUCAUUUAGACAUUGUAA
Messenger RNA from Monomorium pharaonis (pharaoh ant), 1635 nucleotides. It is a transcript of the gene Spx, whose product is annotated as splicing factor 3B subunit 4. NCBI's taxonomy places the organism in Eukaryota, Metazoa, Arthropoda, Insecta, Hymenoptera, Formicidae. The record is from RefSeq and is a predicted model, not a curated record. Gene Ontology annotation, cellular component: nucleolus; U12-type spliceosomal complex. Gene Ontology annotation, biological process: positive regulation of mRNA splicing, via spliceosome. The coding region runs from base 196 to 1440 and encodes 414 amino acids. The transcript is spliced from 4 exons. Gene Ontology annotation, molecular function: RNA binding.